GGGCCGCGUGUCCACUCUGCCAUCCACUUGGAGAAGCCCUUACUCAGCCUGGCCCCGCGGCAGGCCAAUCCUCUCCCCUUGUACCUUAGCUGGAACCUGGAACGGAUUCGCCCCCCAAAUGAUGCUCCAACAGCAAAAAUAGCACAAGUUUAUAGUUGCCCCAAGAAAGAGAAGCAGCGCGGUUCUUGCCGGUCUUAGUGGAACGACUAGCAUCCUUAACCUGGACAUGCCAGCGCUCCGGUUGUGACUUUGUGGGGACUUGGAGAGUCGAGCAAGCGCCUGCCGUGCACAUUAAAGGACACUUUCUGGAGCCGCGUUAGCUGCCGCGACCCACCAACGUGCCGCUGCCCAGGUCUCCGCUGGUGUCGUCCCCUUCUUACACGUCUGCAUUUAUCCGUGGAUCAUCUCGAGAGUCCGACUUGUAAAUGUUCAGCAUUUUGCUGCUUUACUGCUUUUUUCUGGGGACGGUUCCAGCACUUGCCGAGACCGGCGGAGAGAGGCGACUGAGCCCAGAGAAGAGCGAAAUAUGGGGACCCGGACUAAAAGCAGAUGUCGUCCUUCCCGCCCGCUAUUUCUAUAUUCAGGCGGUGGAUACAUCAGGGGAUAAAUUCACAUCUUCUCCAGGUGAAAAGGUGUUCCAGGUUAAAAUCUCAGCACCAGAUGAGCAAUUCACAAGAGUUGGAGUCCAGGUUUUAGACCGGAAGGAUGGAUCCUUCAUAGUGAGAUACAGAAUGUAUGCAAGCUACAAAAAUCUGAAGGUAGAAGUUAAAUUCCAAGGUCAACAUGUAGCCAAAUCUCCAUAUAUUUUAAAAGGGCCGGUUUACCAUGAGAACUGUGACUGUCCUUUGGAGGACAGUGCAGCCUGGUUACAGAAAAUGAACUGCCCAGGAACCAUUGCGCAGAUUCAGAAAGAUCUGGCACAUUUCCCCACUGUUGAUCCAGACAAGAUUGCAGUAGAAAUCCCCAAAAGAUUUGGGCAGAGGCAGAGCUUGUGUCACUACACCUUAAAGAAUAACCAGGUUUACAUCAAGACUCAUGGUGAGCAUGUAGGUUUUAGAAUUUUCAUGGAUGCCAUACUACUUUCUUUGACAAGAAAGGUGAAGAUGCCAGAUGUAGAGUUUUUUGUAAACCUGGGAGAUUGGCCUUUGGAAAAAAAGAAGUCCAGCUCAAACAUCCAUCCCAUCUUUUCCUGGUGCGGCUCCACAGAUUCCAAGGAUAUCGUGAUGCCCACCUACGACCUGACGGACUCUGUUCUAGAAACCAUGGGCCGAGUAAGUCUGGAUAUGAUGUCUGUGCAAGCCAACACGGGGCCUCCCUGGGAAAGGAAGAACUCCACCGCCCUCUGGAGAGGGAGAGACAGCCGCCAGGAGAGACUGGAGCUGGUCAAACUCAGCAGGAAACACCCAGAUCUCAUUGAUGCCGCCUUCACCAACUUUUUCUUCUUUAAACACGACGAGAGCCUGUACGGCCCCAUUGUGAAACACAUCUCUUUUUUUGAUUUCUUCAAGCAUAAGUAUCAAAUAAAUAUCGACGGCACUGUGGCAGCAUAUCGCCUGCCCUACCUGCUAGUGGGCGACAGUGUCGUACUGAAGCAGGACUCGAUCUACUAUGAACACUUCUACAAUGAGCUGCAGCCCUGGAAACACUACAUUCCAGUUAAAAGCAACCUCAGUGAUCUGCUGGAAAAACUUAAAUGGGCAAAAGACCAUGAUGAAGAGGCAAAGAAAAUAGCAAAAGCUGGACAAGAAUUUGCAAGAAAUAACCUCAUGGGUGAUGACAUAUUCUGUUAUUAUUUUAAACUUUUCCAGGAAUAUGCCAACUUACAAGUGAGCGAGCCCCAGAUCCGAGAGGGCAUGGAGAGGGUAGAAUCACAGACCGAAGAUGACCUCUUUCCUUGUACAUGCCAUAGGAAAAAGACCAAAGAUGAACUCUGAUAUGCAAAAAUACCUUUCCUUCAAAUAAUGGUGCUCUGAAGACUCUUCUCAGCAGAAAAGAAGAAUAUUUUUUUAAGUAUUAAUUCCCCAAUAUAAAAUCUGUUGUGAGAUUAUGUGCAUUAUGAAGAUUUUUCUACUAUACAUCAUUCCCCUGACUGUCCUUUAAAGCACAUUUUUAGAAUUUUAUAAUAAAUGCAUCUUUAUUUUAAA
Molecule: messenger RNA, 2144 nt
Organism: Marmota monax (woodchuck)
Lineage: Eukaryota; Metazoa; Chordata; Mammalia; Rodentia; Sciuridae
Gene: Poglut2
Product: protein O-glucosyltransferase 2
Exons: 10
Coding region: 426-1934 (502 amino acids)
Cellular component (GO): endomembrane system
Molecular function (GO): glucosyltransferase activity; protein binding
Source: RefSeq, a predicted model, not a curated record